AUGAGCGCCAUCCAGAAUUAAUGCACCGAGUUUCUCCGUCAUUUUUGUUCCGAGAAACACAAUGGGUUUCGGUUUCAGGCUAAACGUCAAGUGGGGUUUGCCGAUUCAGCCUCAUUCCCCCUCCAAUUCACCUUUCAGGCUUUCUGCUUCUUACGGAACUGCGGUAAAAUCUCACGGGCUUUCGCACUUUCUGAAGUAUGCUCUCAGCUCGCUACAGAACUCUAGGAGGAUUUUAGACAUCAAGCAACAGGGGAGAUUGGGUUUCUUCAUUCUAAAAUAUAUUAUUGUUCUCUUUUCCUGUUUUAAUUGAGUACAAAAGAAGGGGAAAAAGGUUCACUCAUUCCCACCGUCUCUUGCUUGAAGUAGAAAGUGGGCUCUUUGGAGAAGUUUAGCUCGCCCACUUCCGUCAAUAUCUUUCUCGCUUUGAUAUUUGCACAUGGGAAGUAUUUUCCUUCCUUAAUCUUUUUCACUAGAGUUCUAGGCACAAUUUUCUUCAAUCCGAACACACUACUCAUGGGUUUGGAUUAUGCAUUUGCAUUUGAUUGGAAAAGUUUUGUGAUACACUUCUUAUUCUUGAUUGGGAAAUAAUACAGUUAGGGGCAAGGAGGCUUCUUUCAACUCAACAAGGCAGUCUUUAGUGUUGGUUAUUUCAGAUGAGAGUGAUAGAUUUUAUAAAGAUCCUCAGCAAUCAUCCACUUCUUCUCCUGCAGUUCCACAAUUCAAGGAGAAUAAUUUCUCAGAAUUGGAAGACAUGAAGGAAAACAUUAGGAAGAGGACAUUCAGCAGUCUACAUGACAUAAUUGAUGACGCCAAGGUGCCCGUUAAAGAGAACAAAUUUACUUCCUCCACAAGCUUACAAGCAUGCAAGGCAACUCAUUUUAAUUCUUUAAUGGAAAAUCUUCACAUUUUAGAGGAAACUUUUGUUGAUUCAGACGUGAUAAGGUUGGAAAAGGAUAUUCUGCUGCAAUUAGGAAGGCUUGGAGCUAUAAACUUAUUUUAUACUUGUCUAUCAAGGAGCCUUGAAAUCUCAAUUUUUUUGGAUUUGGUGGACAUACCUUCUCAGCAUAGAGAGCACAAGAUGAGAAGUGUCAAAGAUGAUCACAUAGGUAAAAAAGUUGUUCGCUCAGGGAAACUGAAAGAAAGAAAAUCAAGAAAAAGAACAUUGGUAAAUGCUAGUGAAAUUUCUCCUCUGUCAUUGCCCUCAAAAGUCAGUCAGAAAUAUUUUGGGAAGCCUACUGUUUCAUCUGUAAAAAAAGGAUCCAGGUCUAGAAUAAGAAGGCUUAAGAUUGCUAGAAACGAAGCCGAAAUGUCGAGGGGGGUUAAGGUGGUUGCAAACUUAGAGAGAAUCAGGAUAACUUUGGAAGAGGAAACUGGGCGAGUAGCUAGCUUGAGUUGUUGGGCAGAAGCAGCUGGACUUGAUGAAAAGGUGUUGCAGCAGCACUUGCAUUUUGGUUGGUGUUGUAGGGAUGAGCUUCUAAGGAGUACUCGCUCCUUAGUUCUAUAUCUUGCAAGAAACUACAGAGGUCUGGGAAUAGCUUUAGAAGACUUGCUUCAGGCUGGAAACUUGGGAGUCCUCCAAGGUGCUGAACGGUUUGACCAUACCAGGGGAUACCGAUUUUCAACCUAUGUUCAGUACUGGAUUAGGAAAUCAAUGUCAAGAAUGGUAGCACAGCAUUCUAGGGGAAUCCAAAUUCCAUAUACGUUGAGCAGCGCGAUAAAUCUAAUAGUAAAAGCUCGAAAAGACCUUACCAGAACCCAUGGGAAAUACCCAGAUGAUGAUGAUAUUUCGAAGUACACAGGUCUUUCUUUGGCUAAAAUCAGAUCGGCUGGAAAAUGUUUAAGAGUUGUUGGUUCAAUUGAUCAGAAGAUAGGGGAUCACAUCAAUCUACAAUACAGGGAAGUUAUGCCUGACAUGUCAAUAAGAAGUCCUGAAGAAACUGUCACGAGGCAGCACAUGAGGAAAGAAAUUCACGAUCUUCUAAAAAGCUUGGAUUCAAGAGAGAGGCAAGUUCUGUUCCUAAGGUAUGGACUCGAGGACUACCAGCCCAAGUCACUUGAGGAGACAGGGAGGCUUCUCCACGUCACCAAGGAGUGGAUACGUAAGAUUGAAAGGAAAGCUCUUUCAAACCUAAGAAAUGAAGAUAUUCUUAGAAGUUUAAGCCAUUAUUUGGAAAACUAGUUUCAGCUUGACUCGCGAAGCUCCAAAGUCGAUUGCUUUUGAUUGCAUGGGGGAGAUGAAUUGUCAUAAAAACCAGACAGAGAUGCAGUCCUAAGGAGAUCUGAAAAAAAACACGAGCUGCCCUGGGGAUUUCCGGAGUCCCAACCACGAUCGGGUUGAUGAUUACAUUUUUUUUUUUUAGCCAUUAUUACAUUCCUUUUUCAUUUCUUUUCUUUUUUUAUUUUUAAAAGGAAAUAAAAAUAGUAUUUACAAGUAUUUUUUUGACCCAUCGUACACAACUUAUGUGAAGGUUUUCCACAUCAAUCAACUUCUUAAAAAAAUAGGGUUAAAGGCAAAAUUGGCCAUUGGAUAUUCAUGUGUUUGCAAAAA
Messenger RNA from Carya illinoinensis, 2548 nucleotides. Its product is annotated as RNA polymerase sigma factor sigC. Gene Ontology annotation, molecular function: DNA-binding transcription factor activity. The record is from RefSeq and is a predicted model, not a curated record. The transcript is spliced from 7 exons. Lineage: Eukaryota; Viridiplantae; Streptophyta; Magnoliopsida; Fagales; Juglandaceae. The coding region runs from base 752 to 2179 and encodes 475 amino acids. Gene Ontology annotation, biological process: regulation of DNA-templated transcription; DNA-templated transcription initiation.